This is a messenger RNA of Nothobranchius furzeri (turquoise killifish), 1712 nucleotides long. It is a transcript of the gene lrrc73, whose product is annotated as leucine rich repeat containing 73. Lineage: Eukaryota; Metazoa; Chordata; Actinopteri; Cyprinodontiformes; Nothobranchiidae. Gene Ontology annotation, molecular function: protein binding. The record is from RefSeq and is a predicted model, not a curated record.
CUUCUAGAUACUCACGCAGUGAAAAUCUUGAUUUAGAUCUACAGACUCAUUAAUAAUAAACAAAACCAGUCUGGUGGGCACGUGAGUGAAGGAGAUCGUGACUUUGGACCAUGACAGUUUGAACAUUAGCAUCAAAACAGGAUUUAUUAAUUGUUGGUAUUUUAAACAGGCUCCGGUAAAGUGCUCAGAGUGAGCUCUCCUACCGCGCUCUCCUCUCUCUGGUCUCGUAGUAACGCUCAUCUGCAGAAACACCGGGACUCGUGGGCUCAGCACACCGACAGACAGACCUCCUCCUGUCCGGCUGCAGCACACAGACCCAACGCAUCGCUGCCCGUAUAACCGAUCAAUACUUCUAUCCAUCGGUCCCGUGAGCCGGCGCUUUGGAUCAGAACCGGUGCGUGGCCUGCGGGGAAUCAUGUAAUGAUGACAUCAGCGCGUGACAGUCUGGACUCUUCCUGCGCAAGCUGAUUGAUUGAUCUCCUUUGUCAGUCCCUGUGGUCCUCCCAGGUGUCCAGAUGCUUCCAGCCUCCAUCCAGAUCACUGGGGAGUUGCUGUCCUCAGCUGAGGUCCAGGACAUUUGUGAGAGUCUGAAGGACGAUGGAGUCCACCUGCUGUCCAUCCGCGGCUGUCAGCUGUCAGACCGGGACUUUGGACAGGUCUGCCGCAGUGUGGCAGCGUCCACCUCUCUGGCGCAGCUCAACCUUAAUCUAGGUGUGGUCUCCAGCAUCAGCCGUACACGCCACCUGGCCGAGGCCCUGAAGACCAACCGCUCCCUACAGACCCUGUUCCUCCAUGGCAGCCCGCUGCAGGAUGCGGGCUUGGUGACUCUGAAUCCGGCCCUGUCUACCCACCCGGCACUAGUCUGUCUGGACCUAGGAGACUGCAUGCUGGGGGACGAGGCUCUGGCUCUGAUCUGUGGGAUGCUGCCGCCGGACGGCGCCAAGUCUGGUCUGAGGGAGCUGACUCUCAGCGCUAACCCAGGAAUCAGCUCCAAAGGCUGGGCCCGGAUCUCCAUCGCGGUGGCCCACAGCUCACAGCUUCGGGUUCUGAACCUGGACUACAACCCGCUGGGAGACCAAAUUGCAUCCAUGCUGGCAGUUGCAGUGGCAUCCAGCAGAACCCUGGAGGUGUUGGAUCUGGAAGGAACGGGACUGACCAACCAGUCAGCACAGGUGUUCCUGGACAUGGUGGAGAACUACCCGACCAGCCUGCGAGUUCUGAUUCUGGUUGAGAAUGACAUCAGUCCAGAGCUGCAGCAGCAGAUCGGCGACUUGCUGUCUGAAGGAGAGGAUGAUGAUGACAGAGAGGCUCCGCCCCAGCUGAGAGGCUCCGUCUUCAGUAGUGCUCUCCGACCAAUCAGAGACAAGUACCAUCCCCCAGCCUGGCUCCCCCACAGCAACUCCGGACCCCAGAUGGUCAUGCUGACGUCAGGUCUAGGUGAGAGCCUAUUGGCUGAGACUGAGAUGUGACCCCUCCCACAUUAACACUCACUUCCUGUUAGAAUGUUUUCACUUCCUGAUUGAAUGUUUGUUUCUUUGCACUUCAUUUUACUGGACGGCUUACAGCCAAUCACAUGCUCUGUGUGGUGUUAAGUAGAGCCAGGGGGAGGGGCUUUUCUACAGGUGUGUUGUUUCUGAUGAAUGUACCUUUUCUGGUGUAUUCUGCUGCUAUGAUGUCUCAAUAAUAAAACAGUUUACAGCUUUAUAAACGCA